Messenger RNA from Rodentolepis nana, 2133 nucleotides. The record is from the annotation of a GenBank genome assembly. Lineage: Eukaryota; Metazoa; Platyhelminthes; Cestoda; Cyclophyllidea; Hymenolepididae.
AUGAACACAGAUCAGCUAAGUAUAUUUGAUAAUCAACCAAAAGCCCUCGGCCCUGAUGCUCGUCGUGUUCGUAAGGCCGUUUUUAGAAGAACGAUUGAUUAUAAUGCAUCAAUUAUGAAUUAUCUUCGAAAUAGAAUUUGGCAAUCAUCACCAAGACACCAAAUUGCCAUUCAGCCAGAUUAUCUAUACAAUCAUUUGUUAAGUGCUCCUAUUGACUACCUGGAUAAUCCGGUUAACAGUGUAACCGGAAAGUUAGUGAGGACUUCUACUAACAAAAAUAAAUGUCCAAUCUAUUGUGUCUGUUGGACCCCUGAGGGUAGGCGAUUAAUAACUGGUGCCUUUACUGGCGAAUUUACACUCUGGAAUGGACUUACAUUUAACUUUGAGACGAUACUUCAGGCUCACGAGUCUCAAAUUCGAUGUAUGAAGUGGUCACAUAAUGAUGAUUGGCUUCUAACGGCUGAUCAUGCUGGUUAUGUGAAAUAUUGGCAAGAGAAUAUGAACAAUGUGCAAGCUUAUCAAGCCCACAAGAUGCCUAUUCGUGGUGUUAGUUUUUCUCCAUUCGAUGACAAGUUCGUGACGUGCAGUGAUGAUGCAACUGUGCGAGUAUGGGACUUUGCGCAGUGCAUAGAGGAGAGAGCGUUGAGAGGACAUGGUUCGGAUGUUCGCAGCAUUGCUUGGCACCCCUAUAAAUCCCUCGUUAUUUCCGGAAGUAAAGACGCCCAACAACCUAUCAAACUCUGGGACCCAAAAACUGGUGAAGCUAUUACCACACUAUAUGCCCACAAAAAUACCUGUACAGAUGUAGCCUGGAACAUGAAUGGCAACUGGUUCUUAACAGCUUCACGUGACCACCUGAUCAAACUUUUCGAUUUGCGGUUCAUGAAAGACGAGUUGCAGACAUUCCGUGGACACAAGAAGGAGGUCACACGAAUUGUCUGGCAUCCAGUUCAUGAGAACCUCUUUGCUUCAGGUAGUGGAGAUGGUGCUAUCCAUUUUUGGUGCGCUGGAAAUGAGACAGAGCUUGGUGUGAUCGAUGACGCACAUGACAACAUGAUCUGGAGUCUUGCGUGGCACCCUCUCGGACAUAUCCUGGUCUCGGGUGGCAAUGACUUCUCAACAAAAUUCUGGACUCGUGAUCGUCCAGGUGAUGGCAUAAAAGAUUUCAGUUCUCCUGAUAUUAUUGAAACUCUCUCGAGCCAGAUUACGGAGAAGGAGAAGAACGAAGCCAAGGAGCGAUUAGCAUUUGAAUGCAUUGUAGAUCCAGUUAUAGAAAUACCGGGACUGGAAGAUGAUCUGGCCGGGAUCAAUUAUCCUAGAGACGAAGAUUCGGAUGAGGAGGAGUCCGCGAAAAACCGCGUAGUUCCCACAAAGCCCGUUGGGUCGAUUUCUAAGGAGUUCGUGGCCAAUUGGUCCAGCUCUCGAAAUCUCGGCAAACCUGGUAUAGUUCUUGCUGCACUUGCUGCAGCCAAAGCUCGAGCAGCUGAAGGCGGUUUGGAGGAGAAAACAGUUCAAGGCGGAGUGAUAGACACGUCAAAGAUAGUCGCUACCCCUCUUGUCACCUCCGACAUGUGUAUGAACCCCAAGGCAAAGGCGUCUGCUAGUGAGAUUGAGGAGUAUGAUACCACCCCCGGACGAUUCAAGUCACGUACUUUUGAUUCUGCAGUGAGAGAAGAGGAGAUGCUAGCAUUUGCAAAUUCUCUCAUGCCUCCCUCUCCAAAUUCCGCACAACAACCUCCGAUUCCCAUUGACCCAUCGGUCGUAUCAGUUUCUCAAGGUGGACCGGGAGUGGAGACGACGCUUCCACCACUAGUACAACAACCACCCAUUCCCAUUCCCCCAAACCAACCACCGCCACCUCAGAUGGCUGCGAGAUUUGGCCCGCCCACACCAUCACAGAGAUUUAUGGGAGGACCUCCCCCAGGAAUGGGUUAUAGAAAUGGGCCACCAAUGGGAUUCCGAAGGCCAUCACUGCCACCGAUGCAACAAUUCGGCGGUGGUAGACCCCCACCAUUUGGUGAUCAACAAUGGGCUGGGCCACCACCACCAGGAGGCUACAAUGGUCCCCCACCUGGUUAUGGGGGCCCUCCUUCCCACCAAAUUCCUCCAAGUAAACGUCCAAGAAGAUGGUGA